Bipolaris zeicola 26-R-13 is the source of this 678-nucleotide messenger RNA. RefSeq lists its product as uncharacterized. Gene Ontology annotation, molecular function: zinc ion binding; DNA-binding transcription factor activity, RNA polymerase II-specific. Gene Ontology annotation, biological process: regulation of DNA-templated transcription. Bases 1 to 678 code for a protein of 225 amino acids. The transcript has a single exon. Lineage: Eukaryota; Fungi; Ascomycota; Dothideomycetes; Pleosporales; Pleosporaceae. The record is from RefSeq and is a predicted model, not a curated record.
AUGAAGCGACCCGAAAGUGGAGAAAAGAAAGCAACACGCCAGUGCUGGGAAUGCCUCAAGCGACGCUUGGUCUGUGAUCAUACCCUACCCCACUGCAAGAAAUGCGUCAAGGCUGGCAAGGAGUGUCCAGGAUACGACCAGCAGAAGCCGUUACAGUGGGUGGAGCAUGGUAAGGUGACCUCGAGACGACGGAAGAGAGAUGGCCUGCCCAAAGUGUACACGAUCAGACCAAGAGAUCCUGAACCCAUCGCGCCAAUCAUUACCAACCUCCCUGUGCCCUCUUUCGAGGACUCCAGCAACUCUGGCUCGACGGAAAUCAUCGCCCAAGAUGCCGGUAUUGAUCUCGAACAAGAAACGCCUCAACAUUCCCGGCAUCUCGGCAUCUCUGACUCUCAAGGAACAGUAGAGGCGGUUGAACUCUACAAAAACCAACUCGCAGCCAUGCUAGUCCAUGACAAGAAAGCAGCAUGGUGGCAUAGUAUGACAACCGCAGAGCGAAAUCAGCACAUCACAAAUAUGGCUGUAGAGGCCGCUGCAGGAAUCGUGGUCGGCCAGACGAUUUUGCGCAUUGGCAGUCAAAAGAACAUUAAGGCAGUGGUUGAAAGAGGCCAGGCCUGGGAGGCCGCGAUGCUGCUACAGUCCGACAAAGAUCCACUUAAGAAGCUAAAGCAACUCUAA